AUGCCGAGCCUCGCAUUGAUCAAUUUCAACAUAGUCUGCGCGACACUGGGAGGCUUUGUCUCUCUUUUCGGACUGGUAUCUUAUCUUUGCAAGGAGCAAUUUUAUCUCUCUGAAGCAUUGAUCUCAUUGCUUGCCGGCGUAGCAUUCUCGCCUCAUGCAGCCAAUUUCAUAAGACCCGAAGACUACGCGCUGCACUCGCAGGAAAAUCUCGAUGCAAUCACCUUGCAUUUCACACGCCUGGUGCUCGGCGUGCAGCUGGUCCUAGCCGGAGUGCAGUUGCCAAAGCGAUACCUGCAGAUCGAAUGGCGGAGCUUAUCGCUACUUCUGGGUCCCGGAAUGGUUGCCAUGUGGUUAUUCAGUAGUCUCAUUAUAUGGGCUAUGAUUCCGAACUUCCAGUUCCUCCAUGCUCUGAUCGUGGCUGCUUGUGUAACGCCAACCGACCCCGUCCUGUCUAACUCCAUUGUCAAGGGUAAAUUUGCCGACAAGCAUGUCCCCCGACCGUUGCAGCGAAUCAUCGUCGCCGAGUCUGGUGCUAAUGAUGGUCUCGGUUACCCGUUCCUCUUCUUUGGCAUUUACUUGCUAAAGUAUCUGGGUAUGAAUGGGGCGGGGUACACCGGUGGCGGAGGGAAGGCUAUGGCGCUGUGGUUUUAUGAAACCUGGGUCUACACCAUUCUGCUCAGUGUUGUUUAUGGCGCUGUUACUGGCUGGCUGGCUAGGAAGCUGCUUCAUUGGGCGGAAGAAAAGCACUACGUGGACCGGGAGAGCUUUCUGGUUUUCGCAAUUGCGCUCGCGCUAUUUGUUGUAGGAACUUGCGGUCUCAUCGGGACUGAUGACCUUCUCGCAUGUUUUAUUGCCGGAAAUGUCUUCACUCAAGAUGACUGGUUCCGCCUUGAGACCAUGGACGACUCUCUCCAGCCUACUAUAGACAUGCUGCUCAACCUAGCUGUCUUUAUGUGGUUCGGCGCCGUUUGCCCUUGGCCGUCCUUCUUAAACAACGACAUCAUCCCCAUCUACCGGCUUGUCUUUCUGGGAAUUCUCAUUCUCAUCGUUCGCCGAUUGCCGAUUGUACUUGCCAUGCACAAGUACAUCCAUCAGAUCGAGCACUUCUCACAGGCGUGUUUUGUCGGCUUCUUCGGCCCAAUUGGCGUUGGCGCAGUCUUCUACCUUUCAAUCAGUAGAGAGUUUUUGCUCGACAUCAAAGUCGAUGGCAAAACCCGAGAAGACGCCCAAAGGGUCGCCGACGCCGUGAACGUCGUAGUGUGGUUCUUGGUUAUCUGCAGCAUUGUCGUGCAUGGACUUUCUGUACCAGUUGGAAAAGCCGGCUACCACCUACCACGAACGAUCUCAAGUGUUAUCAGCACAAGCAUCGACGAGCCCGAGCCCGUUCCUAUCUCCAACUCACGUAACACGCAUAGCACCGCAAUUCCGCUGUCAGAUGAUAGUUUUCGAUCUCGCAAGCGUGGUAUUCGUUCAGCUACACCGAAUCCGCCAAUCUUCCGCAUCGGCCGCUCUGUGAUUAAACCCUCCACAAACGAGCAACAGCCUGGUGCCGGACAGACCGAUGAACCGGAGCGACCGGUCAACCUUGUUGUUCAUGAAUCUCCAACGAUUUCAAAUGAUGGCGUAGAGGCUUCUGAAGCUCGCGUUGUUUGA
This is a messenger RNA of Penicillium waksmanii, 1653 nucleotides long. Its product is annotated as putative Na/H antiporter. Gene Ontology annotation, biological process: proton export across plasma membrane; sodium ion export across plasma membrane; regulation of membrane potential. The transcript has 5 exons. Gene Ontology annotation, molecular function: sodium:proton antiporter activity. Gene Ontology annotation, cellular component: plasma membrane. The record is from RefSeq and is a predicted model, not a curated record. Lineage: Eukaryota; Fungi; Ascomycota; Eurotiomycetes; Eurotiales; Aspergillaceae. Bases 1 to 1653 code for a protein of 550 amino acids.